AUGGGACGGGCUCCAAUCCUGUACUUGAAGGAAAUCGGCUACCCGAUUGUGGCAGUGUUCGGUAUUCCCGCGACCCUGAUGACAGCUGUGAUCCUGUCCCAGGGAAAGUGCGGUCUCUCCAAAGGAAUCACUCGUUACAUGGUGGCGAUGGCAAUUUCAAACCUGCUGGUAAUAAUCUUCCAUGUGGUGGUACAAGAAAUCCUUGCUUAUUAUUUUCCCUAUUCAUUCGUAACCCAAUCUUCAAUCUGCCCUUCACAUGCCUACCUGAAAAUGGUUACUAUGGAUUACUCUGUCUGGUUAACAAUAUCGUUCACCUUUGACCGUUUCAUCAGCAUAUGCUGUCAGAAGUUGAGACACAGAUAUUGCACCGAGAGAAAUGCAGUUGUUGUAAUUGUGUCCAUUUGUGUGCUCAGCAUUAUAAAGUUCAUCCCCUGCCACUUCAUGUAUGAGCCCAGGUUUAUGAUUGACAAUACAUGGUGGGGUUGCAAGGCCAAGUCGGCCUAUUUUACUUCUGUGGGAUGGAUGGCUUUCUCUUGGGUUAUCAGUCUCUCUAUUGCACUGCUCCCUUUCUUCCUCAUCUUGCUGCUCAAUGGGCUUACCGCCAGGCACAUCCUUGUGACCAGCCGGGUCCGCCGAGCCUUGAAAGGACUGGGCAGUGGCCAGAACCAGAGUGAUGAUGAGAUAGACAAUCGGCAAAAAUCCAUCAUCUUACUCUUCGCUGUGUCUGGCAGUUAUAUACUAUUCUGGAUGACAAUAUCAGUGACUUUUCUGAGUACUCGAAUUGCUGCCAAUGGUUUUGUCCAAAGCUACUCAAAUCCUUCAUACAUCGCCAAUGAGGUUGGAAUGUUCCUCAUGCACAUAGCUACCUCUGUAAACACUUGUGUUUAUGGAAUGACGCAGAGAAAAUUCAGAGAGGAGGUGAAAAAAGUAGUUAAAUAUUCGUUAACUCCAUUUAGUAAAUUAAUUAAGUUGAAGUUACAACUGCCUAGAUCCCAGACCGGAAAAUAA
Molecule: messenger RNA, 1008 nt
Organism: Carcharodon carcharias (great white shark)
Lineage: Eukaryota; Metazoa; Chordata; Chondrichthyes; Lamniformes; Lamnidae
Product: probable G-protein coupled receptor 139
Exons: 2
Coding region: 1-1008 (335 amino acids)
Biological process (GO): G protein-coupled receptor signaling pathway
Cellular component (GO): membrane
Molecular function (GO): G protein-coupled receptor activity
Source: RefSeq, a predicted model, not a curated record